Messenger RNA from Yamadazyma tenuis ATCC 10573, 2754 nucleotides. It is a transcript of the gene PGA5, whose product is annotated as 1,3-beta-glucanosyltransferase. Gene Ontology annotation, molecular function: 1,3-beta-glucanosyltransferase activity. Gene Ontology annotation, biological process: fungal-type cell wall organization; fungal-type cell wall (1->3)-beta-D-glucan biosynthetic process. NCBI's taxonomy places the organism in Eukaryota, Fungi, Ascomycota, Pichiomycetes, Serinales, Debaryomycetaceae. Gene Ontology annotation, cellular component: plasma membrane. The record is from RefSeq and is a predicted model, not a curated record.
UAUUGACUUCUACAUUUCACCUACUUCUCCAAAAGCUUUGAAAGUGUCAAAGUGGAAGGCUAAGUACGGAAAAUGGGAAAUGUUGACUUUGAAUGAAAAUGUUUUCAUCAAGAUUGUUGUUAACUACGAUCACCACAGCUCUUGGAUGAUCUUUUUCAAGGAAGAAUACGAUGCUGAAUAUGAAGAGGAAGUCGACAAGCCUAUUUUGCUUUUGGAGAUGAAUUCUGAGACUGACAUCAGCCAGUCUUCAGCUCUCGACGUUCAAAUUUCUGCCAAAAAUAGUAUCACAAAUGAAGUUCUUUUGGUAAUGGUUAGAUGUUCUACCAACAAUUUGGCUCAAGCUAUUGUCUCCAAUGUUAGUAACAUAAAAGGAGCUUUAGCACCAAAGAAGUUGAAACUGAAAGCUUCCUACGGAUCUUCCAUUGGCGGAUCAAAGCAAACUAUCGCUUCAUCUGUUAUGGAAAACAAUAGAGGUGUCACCAGCAAAUCGUCUACUGUCACCAGCUUUGACUCUUCUGUUCGUGGUGACGACAACAACAAAACCUAUGGCAAUUCCCAGUUAACUAGAGAUCUUUCUAUGGCUUCUAUUAGCUCAGAGGAUAUCACUAAUGCUGCAAUUAUGUCCAAUCCAGAGAAUGGCAGAUUACUUUUGCUUACUAACAUGAAGAUUAGAUUGCAAAAGCUGUUGGGAGGAUAUGAGCAGGUGAACAAUCCUUCAUCUUGGAAGAUUUUGUCCAUGUUCUCCUUGAGCAUAUAUGGUAUUUCCGAUACGUUCACCGACAAAAACUACUUCAGUAUUGUGUUGGAAAGAAAUGGGAAUCUCAAUGAAGAUGGCGAGGAAUAUAGUUGGUUGAUCUGUGAAGAUGAAGUGCUCGACAGGAUCGAGAGAAUUGGAAAAGCUGGUUUGUUGGUCAAAGUUUCUGAUGAUGACUUGUUCAUGAUUGAAUGUAAGGGUAAGAAAGAGCUAAAGCAGCUUUAUGAAGUGUUUUAAUUUAUGUGUAUAUAACGAGUUUACUUCGAGAUUAAUUUUAAAAUAGAUAUUUAAUGGUAAAAUAGUUUCAAUUAAUUCGCAGCCACCACAAACAGCAUCCGUAAACACAAAUGCAGUUUUUCAUCAUUUUUAUUUACUUGCUGUUGGGAGUGGUUUUGGCAUCUAAAAGAUCGGGCUCUUCCUCUCCCAAGGAUAUUUCCACCAUUAAAGUCAUUGGAAACAAGUUUGUCAACGAAAAAGGGUACCAAUUUUACAUCAAGGGUAUUGCGUACCAAAAACUGAGGGAACAAGGUGAUAACUUUCAAAUUUCAGAUGGAGUAGGAUAUAUUGAUCCAUUAGCAAACUCCCAAACCUGUCUUCGAGACUUGGAGUACUUGGAAAAGCUUAACAUCAACGUUGUUAGAGUGUACCAUAUUGAUCCUAACAAAAACCACGAUGCUUGUAUGAACGCAUUUGCAACCAAAGGCAUUUAUGUUUUAUGUGACUUGCCAGAACCAGAAACUUCCAUCAACCGCAACAACCCGGCUUGGGACAUUGAUCUUUACGACCGGUAUUCGGCGGUGAUUGACUCGAUGCACAAUUAUAAGAAUGUGUUGGGGUUCAUUGCAGGAAAUGAAGUCACAAACACAAUUGCAAACGUAGAUGCAUCCCCUUUUGUGAAAGCAGCCAUCCGGGAUGCAAAGAAGUACAUCCACAGUAAGGGUUACAGAAAGAUCCCUGUUGGAUAUACUGCUAAUGACGACUCAAGAAUUCGAACUGACCUUUCCAACUACUUUGUGUGUGGUGAUGAGGAAUGGGCCAAAGCCGAUUUCUUCGGUUUGAACAUGUACGAGUGGUGUGGAUACUCCACUUAUACUACUUCCGGAUAUAGAGACAGGACCCUCGAGUACCUCAAUUUCCAAACCCCAAUUUUUUUCAGUGAAUUUGGCUGCAACACCAUUAAUCCCAGACCAUUUACAGAAAUAGAAGCACUUUAUGGGUUGACCAUGAGCAAAGUGUGGUCUGGAGGGAUCGCAUAUGAGUACUUUCAACACGAAAGAAACUACGGAGUGGUGCAGGAAAACCCAGACGGGUCAGUGACUGCUUUGGAAGACUUUUACACCUUAAGUAUGAGGUUCGGUACCAACAGUCCGAAGAUUAUAAAAGUCACCAACGAAACCACUCCUAUCAAUUCAGAAUGUCUACAAAGCAAGUACUGGCAUGGUUCAGAAAAAUUACCCCAAACCCCUGAUAGAGGCAAAUGUGAGUGUUUGCAGUCCACUUUAUCUUGCAUUAUGACACCAUUUCAAGAGGUGAAAGAACAGGAAUUGCUCAACGAAGUAUGUACCAAGGUGGACUGUUCCGAGAUUACUGCAAAUGGAGAACUAGGUAAGUAUGGAGCUCUCUCAGAUUGUAGUUUGAAUCAGAGAGUGUCUUUUUCACUCAACAAGUUCUACAAACAGAAUGGCAGUAAAGAACUGGAAUGUUCUUUCGACAAACGGGCAGUUUUGGUGUCAAACAAUGACCAAUAUGAUAUUAAGACCAUCACCGUGAGAGAUGGUAGAACUUGUGAAGAAGCCCUAGAAGGUGUUAAAGAUUUGACUAAUCCUAACAAAGACAUCUACGAAAAACACUUAAAAGAGAUGCCCAAUGGGGAGUUUGGAUUUUCCAAAGAACCAGGCAACCACACGGAUACCACGAGUUCCAAUGGUUCAAGCGGGAAUAGUAUUGGACAUUUGGUUGCGCUGAUCAUGUUGUUUUUAGUUCUCAAGUAUUUUAUUUGA